Colletotrichum fioriniae is the source of this 1773-nucleotide messenger RNA. NCBI's taxonomy places the organism in Eukaryota, Fungi, Ascomycota, Sordariomycetes, Glomerellales, Glomerellaceae. The record is from RefSeq and is a predicted model, not a curated record.
AUGAACGAUGACUUCUCUCCCGCAGACAGUGCCCCCUCGGAAGCCUUCAUGUGGCCGCGCUUCCUAUCUCGUUUGCGGGAUGCCUUUUGUCUCGACUCACAACCGCCAUCCGGAGACCAGGAUCUGGCAAGACUGCAACCUCGAAUAUCGGAUACACCUCCAGCUGACCCUGCCGAGCUUCGACGCAUCAAGAGGGCAGUGAAGAGCUUUCCCCCGCGCGGUGUUGCUGACUUCCUGGUGUCAGUCUGCAUCGCUUACGGGACCGAUAUCUUCUUUUAUCUUGACCAGAGCCACUUCAUGACGGAGCUUGAUCAGCUAUACAAUGACGAGCAGUCGCCUUUGAGAGAAGAUGCCGGCUUUGUUUGUCUUGUCUUAGCAGCGUUUGCGCUAGGGAGCCAAUGGACAGAGCUGGCUAGACCGGAAGACCUGAGCAGUACGGCCUCGACGGAGAAUCGGAGCGUUGACCCUGGUCGUAUCUUCUACAACCAGGCUCGCAUCUUGAUCUCUGAUUUGCUAGACCGACCUUGCAUCAAAUCAGUUCAGGCGACCUUUAUCUUGGGCGUUUACCUGAUGCCGGCUAGCGCCAUCAGUGCCUCCUAUGUGUACAUGGGAUUAGCACUGCGAAAGGCUCUGGCUAUUGGGCUCCACCAAGAACCUGACGACCCCUCUUUGACUGAAGACGAGAAGGAGACCAGACGGAGGCUGUGGUGGUCGAUUUACUCCCUUGAAAGGACGGUCACCAUCAAGCUCAACCGACCGCGUUCAGUGGAUCAGGAGAUCAUCACAGCGUGUCUGCCGAAGCCGACUUCUCGAGAUGCGUCUCAGAAGUUUGACAACGUACAGCAUCAAACAGCAAAUGCAGCUUUCGUCAGAAUCAUUGACAAGCUUUCAGAGCCUGGUUAUCGCGCCGUCUUCCACUUACAUCUCAAUUACUACUUCGCCUGGAUCGAUAUGGGCAAAGUCUCCGUGGUGACUGUUGUCCGAGCUCGUCUGCAGACAAUCUUCCACGCAAGCCCCGGGCCCUCUGAUGUGUCCAGAGACGUCGAGCAGUCUUCAGAGGCGUGCAUCAAGGCAGCCAAGAAGAUGCUGGAGCUUUUUGAGGGGCUUUGUCGCGGCGGCAAUAUGGCGCGAUUCUCCUUCACAGACUUCCAAGGAUGCAGCAUUGCUACGAUCAUCGUCCUGCUUGCCGGAAUUCUGGACCGCGAUUCCGGUUACGAGGGUCGGGUGGCUUUUGGUCUUGACUGCCUCCGCAAGAUGUCCAGCUUCGGGAACACGACAGCAAAAAUGGGAGUUCGCUUUGUUGAGGCCCUGCAGUCCAUCACGAAUGAGGCCAGGUCCAAGCUGGUGAUGGCUCGGAGAAGAGAGAUGAAUCAAGCUCGAGAAGCCUCAUCAGGACAGGCAGAGGGCUAUGGACGAUGGGCAGAAUGGCUGGCGAAGGCGGAGGUUGUUGGCAGUCCUUCGGGCGACGAGUCUGAUCUUGAGAUGGAGCAGUCGGGGCAACCAACGGUUUCGGCUCACGGCCCGUUGAUCACGCCGGACAUCAUGCUCUCUUCUCCGUGGGAGGAAGCAGCGGCUCUCCAGUUACAAGAGAUGUCGGCUUCGGGCUUCGGCAUACCAGCCGGGGACGGGGUAGCAGCCGAUGAAAGCACACUAAUGCCUUUGCCUACGGGUGAAGAGGCCUGGCUGCCAUCUUUUGCAUGGAAUGAUGAUCAGAUGUACUUGAUGGGCUUGACUGGUAUGGACGGGCUAGACUUCAUGGGAGGGAUCUCAUAA